Molecule: messenger RNA, 963 nt
Organism: Photinus pyralis (common eastern firefly)
Lineage: Eukaryota; Metazoa; Arthropoda; Insecta; Coleoptera; Lampyridae
Product: lysosomal alpha-mannosidase-like
Exons: 3
Coding region: 1-963 (320 amino acids)
Biological process (GO): mannose metabolic process
Cellular component (GO): lysosome
Molecular function (GO): alpha-mannosidase activity; carbohydrate binding
Source: RefSeq, a predicted model, not a curated record
AUGGAAGCCAAUACAGCCAACGCUAUACCUCAAUGUCAAUGUAUAGGUGGAAAGAUACCAGCCCAAAUAUCCCCAGUAAUCGACACCUUCCCCAAUGUACCCGGAACGGCGUCACUUUACGAGCUCACCUUCGAAGUCAAAGACAUUGGACCUCUUGGCGUCAAUUACUUCUACGUAGUCAAAGAAGAUCAAAAAGUCAACGAGCCAAACUUAAUAAAACCGACACUCGAUACUACCCUGGGCACAAGCACCACGGGCAUCGAACUUGACCAAGCCACGGGCCUGCUUAAGUCGGUUACCCUUAACGGUGUACGGCAGUCGGUUUCCCAGCAGUUCCUCUAUUACAAGGCGAGCAAUCGUACCGAUGGAGUGCGUGCGUCCGGCGCUUACAUUUUCCGCCCUGUGCCCGGCACGGUUGCGCAAGUGAUCGGGGAUCAAGUCAAGUUUUCCACGUACAAAGGCGAGCUCUACGACGAAGUGCACCAGACGUACGCCGACUGGCUCAAGCAGGUCAUUCGGGUUUACAAAGACGCGAACUACGUCGAGUUCGAUUGGAUCGUGGGACCGCUCGGUUACGUCGACAAUUUGGGGGUGGAGGUGAUCACGCGAUAUACCACCGAUUUGAAUAGCGGCGCGACCUUCUAUACCGACUCCAACGGCCGACAGCUCGUGAAGCGCACGCGUAACACGCGCCCCACCUACGCCUACACGAACGAACAGCCGAUCAGCGGAAAUUACUACCCGGUAACGUCGAGGAUCGCGAUUAAGGACGAGGAGAAGGAUAUCAGCGUGGCGAUAUUGAACGAUCGAUCUCAGGGCGGCUCCAGUUUGAAGAGCGGCGAAAUUGAGCUAAUGGUAAGCCUCUGCUUCCUGGUCGUCCUUCUGGAUCUUUUAUUUCACUCUAAAAGCGAUUUGGUAUUGUUGAUCCUGCCUCUGAUGCUUCAUCAGCGCACUUCUUUGUAG